Fraxinus pennsylvanica is the source of this 1461-nucleotide messenger RNA. The record is from the annotation of a GenBank genome assembly. NCBI's taxonomy places the organism in Eukaryota, Viridiplantae, Streptophyta, Magnoliopsida, Lamiales, Oleaceae.
AUGUUGCUUGAACUUCCUCGCUUAACCAAUUCUCUUCGACUCCCAUUCGACGCCGAUCAAGCUUAUCUGCAACGAAGACUGUUCCUUCAAAACCUUAAGUUAAACAGUUCCACGGCUUCAGUUGAAGAGUCAGAACUUGCUCGAAAGGUCGUUUAUGGAUGGGAUAAAGCUUCUUCCGAGGUACGACAGGCCUACAAGAAAUUUAUUGGAGCAGUGGUUGAGUUGAUGGGUGGUGAAGUGGUGUCAGAGGAGUUCCAAGAAGUGGCAUUAUGUGUUUAUAGGCUAUUUAGUGCAGCCGGUGAGGAAGACGUGGAUGUAGACAACAAGAGGAUUGAGAAGAAGUUGGAGUUGGAAAAACUAUUUGGUAAUGCUGUUUCAGAUGCAAACUUACUGAAAGUUGCAUCCCUGGCAAAGAGUCUUUCUGUUUUACAGAAUAAUGAGCAUGGGACAGUGUCUUCAUCAGAAUCACAAAAUGGAAAUAACGAGGAUUUGGAAUUUGGUUCAGACCUGGUUUUCCAACAUCCUACUAGGUUUCUAGUCGAUAUCUCUUUGGAGGAUGCGGAAUUUCCCAUGGAGGAAACAAGCACAUCUUCUCAUCAUCAGGAAUGGUCUGAGUAUGGUGACUCUGCAGACUUCCAACCAUCUGUUAAUGAAAGAAUUUUUGACUUAGAAUGGCUGAGAGAUGCAUGCGAUAAAAUUGUCAAGAAAAGUACUUCACAGUUUCCUCGAGAUGAACUGGCAAUGGCCAUUUGCCGAGUUCUUGAUUCAGAGAAACCUGGUGACGAGAUAGCUGGCGACUUGCUGGAUCUUGCUGGUGAUAGUUCAUUCGAAACAGUUCAAGACCUUAUCCUGCAUAGAAAGGAACUUGUUGAAGCUAUCCAUCGGGGACUGCAAGUACUGAAAUCUGACAAAUUAGCUUCAAGCACACAACCACGCAUGCCCAGUUAUGCCACACAGGUUACUGUUCAAACAGAGUCUGAAAGGCAAAUUGAUAAACUUCGCCGCAAGGAGGAGAAGAAGCAGAGACGUGGAACAGAUUAUGGGAUUGAGAACGACUUAUCCUCUCUGACUUUUAGUUCUUUACUUCAAGCAAGUGAGAAGAAAAAUCUAUUUGAUGGUUUGGUUGGGCAGGGUGAUGGGCUGCACACAGCCCUUCCUCAGGGCACUGUAAGGAAGCAUUACAAGGGAUAUGAAGAAGUCAUUAUUCCCCCUACACCAACUGCACCAAUGAAGCCUGGGGAGAAACUGAUUGAAAUAAAGGAGUUAGAUGACUUUGCACAAGCUGCUUUUCAUGGCUACAAGUCUUUGAACCGCAUCCAGAGCAGAAUAUACCAAACAACUUACCAUACUAAUGAGAACAUACUGGUCUGUGCCCCCACAGGUGCUGGAAAAACAAAUAUAGCUAUGAUCGCUAUUUUACAUGAGGUAUACACUAGGCCUCACCUUUCUCCCAUCCUGUGA